AUGGGCUCAAAACUGUUUUUGGCGUCUUCCAGCGACAAGAAAGAGAAGCCAACGCAGGAUUCGUUGCGGCCAAACAGCACUAGCGCAUCAGUGAGCUUAAGAUCUAGCAGUCAUAAAUACAAGCUUUCGACGCCAUUUGAACGCGUGUUGACGGAAGUUUCAAGCUUUGAACGCGUGAAGUCGGUCCAGAGGUCGGUCGACCAUCACAUCAAAAUCGUGGUUGUAGGCGACGGAGCAGUGGGGAAAACAUGUCUUUUGAUUUCGUACACGCAGGGUAGAUUUCCUCAAGAGUACGUGCCGACGGUAUUCGAGAAUUAUGUCACCAAAGUCAAAGGGCCUGCAGGAAAGGUGAUCGAGCUCGCACUAUGGGAUACGGCUGGACAGGAAGAAUACAACAGACUGAGACCACUUUCGUACACAGACGUCGAUCUUCUAAUGGUGUGCUACGCAGCCAACAGCAAGACGUCGCUGCAAAACGUGGAAGAGCUUUGGAUUCCCGAGGUCUGCCAUUUCUGUCCCGAUACGCCCAUAAUGCUGAUUGGCACCAAAAGCGACUUGUACGCCCUGGAUCAGAUCGACAAACUGGUCAACCCCACAGAGGCAGAAACUCUGGCGCAGAAAGUCGGCGCGAUUGCUCAUUUCCAGUCGUCUGCCAAAUUGCAUCACAACAUCGACGAGAUUUUCGGCGAGGCUAUGAAGGCCGUGCUGCGGACGUCAGUUCAAGGGCCCAAAAAGUUCUCGCCGUUUUCUAAAACGAAAAAAGGUGACAGCGAUUCAGCCAAAAGACGAAAGCACAGGUGCUCCAUCCUUUGA
Molecule: messenger RNA, 813 nt
Organism: Lachancea meyersii CBS 8951
Lineage: Eukaryota; Fungi; Ascomycota; Saccharomycetes; Saccharomycetales; Saccharomycetaceae
Source: the annotation of a GenBank genome assembly